CCUAAUUAUAGCUGUGCCGUAUUUUGCCAACACUGUCGCAAACAAACCUGCAUCUUCAGUUCGAUGAUAACCAGGGGCAGCAAAAGUUCAAAUAUCUUAACGCGUUGUCCUCGAAACGUGGCCGCCCUGCGUACACCUGCUGCCUGCUAUCAUUAAUGGCAUCCUUGUGAGCUAUUUAUUACAACGUCAAUUUUCAAAAUGCAAGUCGUUCGAAGAAAGCGUGCACUUUUAUUUUCAUUUAUUUGACGUCUGCAAUUAUUUUCGGAUAAUUCGUCCCUCUCCAGGGGGUACAUGGUGGGCUGUGGGAGGACACUGAUUUGGUACAGUUAGCCGUCCAGCUGCAGUCGGUUAGCUUAGCCUGCACAGCUGGGCUCAUCUGGACGGGGAAGCUAGCGGUUCUCCGCGUCGCUUUUUUUUUUUUUUUUUUUUUUUUACCCUUACGAGGAAAGCUCAUGGAUGAGCUGGUGAGGAGUUUGCCCUCCCCGACUCUCCCGGGGAUCCAACUGCCGCGUCUGGACACCCACAAAGGCUGGCUGUUCAAAUGGACCAACUACUUGAAGGGAUACCAGAGGCGGUGGUUCGUCCUCAGCAAUGGCCUGCUCUCAUAUUACAGAACGCAGGCAGAGAUGAGGCACACCUGCCGAGGCACAAUUCCCCUUGCGGCCGCUCAAAUCGAGCAGGGUGACGCGUGCAACUUCCUGAUAACCAACGGAGGUCGGAGCUAUCACUUGAAGGCCACCUCUGAAGGGGAGUGUCAGCACUGGUUGUCGACACUGCAGCAGGCCAAAAUCAAUGCCAAUGCCCUCAUUCAUCACUCUGAUGACUCAGGUGAUGACGAAAGUCCAGGCACGCAUGACGCUCGAGUGUUGAGCCAAGGCACGCUAAAGACGUUGGCCAGCAAACUGGAUGAUCUGAGCACCUGUAACGAGCUGAUCGGAAAGCAUGGCGCUGCCCUCCAGCGCUCCCUCAGCGAAUUCGAGGAUCUCCGCGCGUGCAUUGACAACACGGACAAAGUGAAGGCUGUUAAUGAGCGAGCCGCUCUCUUUCGCAUUACCUCCAAUGCUAUGAUCAAUGCUUGUCGUGACUUCCUGGAUGUAGCACAAGCUCAAAACCGCAGGUGGCAGAAAACCCUGCAGCAUGAGCAAGAGCAGCGUCACUAUCUGGAGACCACCAUUGAGCAGCUAGCCAAACAGCACAAUAGCCUGGAGACAGCCUGGAGGGAGAAGCCCACCUCUUACACAGGUGGGCAGAGAUCUCGCGAGGUGGACGAGAGUGAUGAGAAUGAUGAAUUCUUUGACGCCAUGGAAGACGCUCCUUCAUUCAUAACUGUGAAUGCCGAGACUAAGCACAGGCGCUCAGGGAGUAGUCAGAGUAUGAAAAGUGGCGGAAUCCCCAGUGACUGGACCCAUAACGAGAAUGACACCUCAGACUCAAACCACAUGCAGCUACGCCGAACAAGACGUAACCGUAUUCCAGACAAACCCAAUUAUUCCCUCAACCUGUGGAGCAUCAUGAAGAACUGUAUUGGGAAAGACUUGUCGAAAAUACCAAUGCCUGUCAACUUCAACGAGCCGCUGUCGAUGCUGCAGCGUCUGACCGAGGACGUGGAGUACAGCGAGCUCUUGGACCGGGCGGCUCGCUGCGACUCAUCUCUGGAGCAGAUGUGUCUGGUAGCCGCCUUUUCAGUCUCUUCCUACUCCACCACCAUACAUCGCACAUCUAAACCCUUCAACCCUCUACUUGGGGAGACCUAUGAACUGGACCGCCUGCAGGAAUAUGGCUACCGCUCCAUCUGUGAACAGGUUAGUCACCACCCACCAGCUGCUGCCCACCACGUCACUUCACAGCGUGGAUGGACCCUGUGGCAACACAUAACUAUUGACAGCAAAUUCCGUGGGAAGUACAUCUCUGUCAUGCCACUAGGAAAGAUUCACUUGCAGUUCCACUCAAGCGGGAACCACUACGUGUGGAGCAAAGUGACCUCGACAGUGCACAAUAUUAUCGUGGGGAAACUCUGGAUUGAUCAGUCUGGUGACAUCGACAUUGUGAGCAACACCACCAAGGAUACAUGUCAUCUGAAGUUCUCGCCCUACAGCUACUUCUCGAGAGAUGUCCCACGCAAAGUGACUGGUGUGGUGGAGGACAGGGAGGGAACAGCACAUUAUAUACUAUCAGGAACCUGGGAUGAAAAGAUGGAGAGUGCCAAAAUAGUAGACAGCAGUCAAGGAAGUGGAGGCUCAGAAGGCAAACAAAAGACAGUUUAUCAAACUCUUCAGCCAAAACUCUUGUGGAAGAAAUACCCGCUCCCGGACAAUGCGGAAAACAUGCAUUAUUUCUCCGCCUUGGCUUUGACUCUGAAUGAGCCAGAAGAAGGCAUCGCGCCCACUGACAGCCGUAUGCGUCCAGACCAGCGGCUGAUGGAGGUGGGCCUGUGGGAUGAAGCAAACACCCAGAAGCAGCGUCUGGAGGAGUGUCAGCGGCUGGAGAGGAAGAAGAGGGAGGUCCAAAACAUGCAGGCGCUGGAGGAAGGACAAGAAAUGGAGGUGUACCAGCCGCUGUGGUUCGAGAAGAAAACUGAUGAUGCAACAGGAGAAAGCACCUACAUCUACAGGGGAGGCUACUGGGAGGCCAAAGAAAGGCAGGACUGGAGCAUGUGCCCUGAAAUCUUCUAGAACAAACCAAAACAGCAGCUGUCACUUAUAUAUCCUGCAGUCCUGUCAACAGUCAGGUCGAUUCUAAGCCAAAACAUGCUAAUCUUUUUAGGAAAAGACAGAGAAAGAGCACUGCGCCGAACUUGUCAUUCCAAAACCUGCUUCUUGAAACUCGCUUCUGACAAGAGAUUUCAGCCUUUAAAGGGCCACAACAUGGUUGCGUUCUGGAGCUUCCUGGGCUGGACGAAGCUGAUUUUCAAGGUAUUGCUUCGGAAUAGGGGUGGCAACCUCAGGGUAGCUCACUAUACGAACAAUUAUCAAUACAUUGGUCAGGAAAUCAUUCUAGGAUAUUCAACAAAACAACUGAUGAACCGAAAAACAAUUUACUUUCAUCCUUCUGCUGUGAAUUGGAAUGAGUUUAUCACUAGUAGAUGUCCAAUCCGUUUGAACUGGGCGGGUGGCAGUGAAUGAUCAUGUACGGAAAUUGUUGAUUUAACAUUACACUGGAAUGCAUUCAGUCUUAAACAUUGGAUUUAGACAACAAAGUUUUGGGCGUUCUUAGUCCAAAUACAGGUUAGUUUUAGAUGUUUCUGUCUUGUCAUUACUGGUUAAAACUGUCUGCAACAAGUGUUCUGUUACUUGAGGAAAAAAUGUUCUCGGGUAGAUACACAAAAUGUGUGUUUACGCUGCACAAAAAUACCCAAUCUAUUCAGAAUGCUAAUCUUUUCGAAAAAUGAAUUCUUUUUUUUUUUUUUUUUUUUUUUAAGAAUGAGGGAUAAAAUAUGACUAAAAUGGCACCAAUACUAAAUGACUUGAGUGCAGUUUUGUUUUAGUGUACUGUGUAUUAAUCUGAUUAUUGUACAAAAAUGAUGAGUCGCUGGUUGACUUUUGUUUUUUGUUUUCCUACUGUAUAUAGCUCAAAUAUAGAAGUAGAACUACAUAGGUUAAAGUUAAUUCACACACUAUAUAUAUUAUGGUUACUAUUUAACAUUGUGUAAACAAUAUAAAUAUCAUGAAAUUCCAGGUUAGAUUAUCGAUGACUUUUAACAGUUAUGUGUUCUUUAGAUAAAGCACAACAGUGAUGUUUACCUGCAACUUAACCCAAAUGCCAAGCUUUUGACAUACUCCCAUGUACAGUACUGUAGCUAUGCAUGAUUUUUGGGGCGCUUGACUCAGGGCCCCAUUUAAAACGUGGUGUUAACUGUGACUGGACUCUUUCUGGAACAUGUGAACUCACCAUUUGUGCCAGACGACCUUGAAAAUGUUAAAUAUGUUACCUUUUUUUUAGCUCACAUAAAAACACAAAGCUGUCCCUGAGAUGUGUUGUUUGCUUUCGAGACGGUGUUAUCAACUACCAUUAAUGUUAAACAGUAAACGGAGAGUGUUUUCAAGCUGUAUGAAUGGCAGUUUGAUGUGGUACAAUUGUACUCUGCAAUACGACUACCAAUACAGGUAGUCCCCGGGCAGUGUUGUCACAGAUUACUUGAAAUAGUAAUUUAAUUACUGAUUACGCCUCAAAAAAGUAAUCUAGUUACUUUACUGAUUACUUCAUUAUCAAAGUAAGUAAGUUACUUUAAAAGUAAUCUAUCAGUUACUUUUUACCCAUUUUUCUCCCUUUGCCGCCUCAACAUAAGAAUGACAACAGAAAAAUGUGAUCACAUGUAAUUGACUUUCCGAUGAUUGAAUUUAAUGGGGAAUAUCAGAAUUCGGCGCUAGCUUAGCCACUCCGGAGCCCUGAAACUAACAAAUAUCUGACAAACUGCUUGGAAUGUGUUGAAAUCAACUCCACCGACCAAUUAAACCUCACUAACUCUAAGAUGAAGCCUCAUGUCAAAACUUCUGAAUUUCAGGGUAUGGUUAACAGCAUAUCAGUGCCAAUGUAAAACAAUGCAAACUGAUGGCACAAUAAUCAACAACACACAAGUGGAUUAAAAUCGUACAGUGCAAUAAACACAAAGGUGGUGACGGGCACGGAUGCGCGUGCAGCCUUGCACAUUAACAACCCGGAAGUACUCCUCUCAACGCACACGCGGUCAAUUUGGCCACAAAACAUGGCGGCAACUAAGCACUUUACACUCAAUCGGACUUACAACACAUCCCACAGAUGCUAAACACAUCACCUCACGGCAUAAAUGUGCAACACGCAUAUGAUGCCCGUCGUUGCUAUGGCAAAGCUACGAAACGGCUGCGCAUGUAGGGGGUACAACCUUUUGCUGAUACCCUCCAGAAUGAAGGAAAAAUACUCACCUUCAUUCAUGGAUAUCUAAAGAUCAACAUUCCCUAGCAACGUCUCAACACUCGGCGCGAAUGUCCACCCGCCUCAGUCCCACAACACGUGACGUGAGACCAAAACAGGAAAUAGCUAAGAGGUUGUCAUGGAAACACGUACCGGGAACCUUUUAUUUUAGCAUUUACUAUUCAAAAUGCUCUUCGUACAGGACUACAAUAUCCUUCAUUCUACAUACGUUAUGAGGCAAUGAAAAAAAUAGUAACGCAGAGACACUGAGGGAACUAACUUUAAUCAGAUUACUGGUGUAGAAAAAUGAACGCGUUUGACUACUCGUGACUGAAAAAAGUAAUCAGAUUACAGUAACGCGUUACUAACUAACGUGUUACUGACAACACUGUCCCCGGGUUACGACGUACUCUACUUAAGCGAUUUCGACUUUACGACGCCAUCUCCAGUCAUUUUUUUUUUCUAAGUCGCACAAACAGUACCUAAUUGUACCUCAAAGUAUCUUAUUUUUUACUUUACCUUAUUACCAUGACUUGUUCUAUCCUCACUAAACGUGAAGUUGUUCAGCUUGACAGACAGCAGACAAAGAAACUGUGCUUUUUGAAGUUUUUUUACUUCCUUCACUUUUGACAUCUUGUAAAGCUGUAACACUCAUACAGUGCUGGCCAAAAGUAUUGGCACCCCUGCAAUUCUGUCAGAUAAUGUUCAAUUUCUCCCAGAAAAUGAUUGCAAUUACAAAUGCUUUGGUAGUAAUAUCUUCUUAUUUUGCCUGCAAUGAAAAAGCACAAAAGAGAAUGGGGGGAGGGAAUUAAAUAUCAUUUUACUCAAAACUCCAAAUAUGAGCCGGACAAAAGUAUUGGCAGCCUCUGA
Corythoichthys intestinalis (scribbled pipefish) is the source of this 5757-nucleotide messenger RNA. It is a transcript of the gene osbp2a, whose product is annotated as oxysterol binding protein 2a. NCBI's taxonomy places the organism in Eukaryota, Metazoa, Chordata, Actinopteri, Syngnathiformes, Syngnathidae. Gene Ontology annotation, cellular component: plasma membrane; intracellular membrane-bounded organelle; perinuclear endoplasmic reticulum. The transcript has 15 exons. The coding region runs from base 453 to 2672 and encodes 739 amino acids. The record is from RefSeq and is a predicted model, not a curated record. Gene Ontology annotation, molecular function: cholesterol binding.